UUAGCCAAAUUCACUUAACAGUCUCUCUGAAUUAUGUCAUAUUCUUGUAAAUUAUUUUGCAUCUCUCUAUGCAAGAAGGCUCAAAUCUUCCUCAAUUUUAGCCCAAACAAGAAAAAGAAACGACAUCGUCUGUCAUCCAAUCUUGAUUUUGUAAGUUCUUCUUUUGCCGCCAUGGAAGUUUCCAGCCAAUUUAAACAGGUUUUCAAGGCCAUCGACGCAAAUAGAGACGGGAAGAUAUCUUCCAUGGAGCUCAGUGAAAUGCUAAUCUGCUUCGGAUGCGAAAAGUCUACGGCCGUGAAAGAGGCGGAGGGAAUGGUGAGAGAAAUGGACCGCGACGGAGACGGUUUUGUCGACUUGGAUGAAUUCAUUCAUGCAGUGAGCAGCGAUGGAGAAGAUUGUAACGACGGUAAGGAAGAUCACCUAAUGGAUGCCUUUCUCAUGUUUGAUUCCGAUAAGAACGGACUGAUCUCCGCGGAGGAGCUCCGUCGUGUUCUGAUCGGCCUCGGAUUCGACCGGUGCAGCCUCCGAGAGUGCGAGCGCAUGAUCAGAGGCGUCGAUAAGGACGGAGAUGGAUUUGUUGAUUUUGAAGAUUUUCGAUCCAUGAUGACAAAUAGCCGAGAAUCGAAGAGCAGAGCGUCAUCUUGAUCAUCACUCCACCUUCCAAAAUUCUCUUCUGCUACAUAUGCCCAGUCUAUUCCAAAAUUCUGGCCCAAAUAGAUUGGGCUUGGCCCAAGGUUCCAAGUUAAAUUAAAUUAGGCUAAUUAGAUCACUUGUUAGUUUGAUGAAAUUAUUAUUAUUAUUAUUAUUAUUAUUUUGUUUGGUGUAAUAUGGGUUUGGUGAAAGGCAAGGUUGUUUAUUUGGAUAUAAAAAAAUUCAUGAAAA
This is a messenger RNA of Rubroshorea leprosula, 882 nucleotides long. Lineage: Eukaryota; Viridiplantae; Streptophyta; Magnoliopsida; Malvales; Dipterocarpaceae. The record is from the annotation of a GenBank genome assembly.